Molecule: messenger RNA, 2440 nt
Organism: Lolium rigidum
Lineage: Eukaryota; Viridiplantae; Streptophyta; Magnoliopsida; Poales; Poaceae
Product: HSP-interacting protein-like
Exons: 3
Coding region: 38-2245 (735 amino acids)
Molecular function (GO): protein binding
Source: RefSeq, a predicted model, not a curated record
AGAGUUGUGGUGGAAUUUAAGGGGGAGGCGGCCGGCCAUGGGGAAGCCGGCGGCGCAGGGCGACACCGACGAGGAGGUGUUCCUGGAGCUGUCGCGGGAGUUGAAGAAGGAAGCCAGCAGGCUGUUCAACCGGAAGGACUACGAGGGCGCGGCCUUCAAGUACGACAAGGCGAUCCAGCUCCUCCCCAGCGGCCACAUCGAGGCGGCGCACCUCCGGAGCAGCGCCGCGCAGUGCUACAUGCGGAUGGUCCCCGGGGAGUACCACCGCGCCAUCCACCAGUGCAACCUGGCCCUCGAGGUGGCUCCCAGGUACAGCAGGGCGCUGCUGCGGCGGGCCAGCUGCUUCCAGGCGCUGGGCAGGCCGGACCUGGCUUGGGGCGACGUGGAGAAGGUGCUGGGCUGGGAGCCGGGUAACCGCGCCGCCAGGGAGAUCUCGGAGAGCGUCAAGGCGGCAUUGAAGGAGAAGGGUGUUGUUGUUCUUGUCUCGGAACCUGUUCUGGAUGGGCAGGAAGUGGACCAUGUUGCAGAAAUCAAGAAUGCUCCAGAGAAGGAGGAAGAGAAGAAACAGAGGAAUGAGCAUAACAAGCAAGCAAACCAUCUGGGAGAUAAUGGAGUGAAGCAAUACAAACAGGAAAAGCACACUGAACAAAAGAAAGCAAAUGGGAUAAGAAAUCAGCAAAGUCUUCUGGAAGAUAAGGAAACCAAUGAUCUGGAGAUGGAAGCUGGUGGCAAGGGAAGGAAACACAUUUCAGGACAGCAAACUGGGCAUGGCAAGAGUAAGGGACGAAAGCAUUCUGCUGUGAAACCAGUGCAUCAUGCUCAGGAAAACCAUCAUAGCCACACCACAGAGAGCAAUAUCAGUGUCAAGACAGAGGCGAUGAGGGAUCUGAAGUUGGUCUUUGGAGAGGACAUUAGAUGUGCUCGGGUGCCAGUAGACGGCAGCCUAUCUCAGUUGAGAGAAAUUGUUCAGAACAAGUUCCCAUCUUUGAAGGCGUUACUUAUUAAGUAUAAGGACAAGGAAGAUGACCUGGUGACAAUAACCUCAUCUGAAGAGCUAAGAUGGGCAAACAACCUAGCAGACCCAGAAGUGCCUGUUCGACUAUAUGUUGCAGAGGUUGAUCCUGUUCAAGAACUAGGCGUGGAUGUGGUCAGAACACAACCUUCCUUAUUAGAGAAAAUCCCUAAUAGCAUGGCAGAGAAUGGGAUCACCGGGCAUGAUAAUGGACAAAACUGUUAUGUUGAUGAUUGGAUGUUGCAGUUUGCCCAGCUAUUUAAGACUCACGUUGGAUUUGAUUCUGAUGCAUAUUUGGAUCUCCAUGACCUUGGCAUGACAUUAUAUUGUGAGGCUAUGGAAGACACGGUUGCAACUGAAGAAGCGCAGGAAAUAUUUCAAGUUGCAGAGCUAAAAUUUCAGGAAAUGGCAGCUUUGGCCUUGUUUAAUUGGGGCAACGUCAGCAUGUCUCGUGCAAGAAAAAGGCCACUCCUGUCUGAAGAUGGUUCAGUUGAAUUGAUACUUGAGCAGGUAACGGCUGCUUAUGAAUGGGCUUGUUCAGAAUAUAUUAAGGCUGGUUUAAAAUUUGAGGAAGCUGUAAAAACAAAACCAGACUUUUUUGAAGGUUUCAUCGCACUUGGCCAACAGAAGUUUGAGCAGGCCAAGCUUUCAUGGUAUUAUGCUAUUGCGUGUAAGAUAGAUAUGGGAACAAAAAUUUUGGGAUUGUUCAACAAUGCAGAAGACAAUAUGGAAAAAGGGAUGGAGCUGUGGGAAGCAACGGAAAAUAUUCACCUGAGGGGGCUGUCUAAACUUAACAAGGAGAAUUCCAUGCUGGACAAGAUGGGCCUAGAACGCUAUAUGAAGGCUAUGUCUGCAGAUGAAGCAGUCGAACAAGCUUCAAGUAUUCGAUCACAUAUAAAUAUUCUGUGGGGUACCAUUCUUUAUGAACGCUCCGUAGUAGAGUUCAACUUGGGACUUCCUAGCUGGGAAGAGUCGUUGACAGUGGCGAUGGAAAAAUUCAAGACUGGAGGUGCUUCCGUAGCAGACAUCAAUGUGAUAGUAAAGAACCAUUGUGCUAAUGAAACCACCCAAGAAGGACUGAGUUUUAAGGUUGAGGAAAUUGUUCAAGCAUGGAAUGAAAUGUAUGACGCUAAGAAGAGGAUAAGCGGAGCUCCAUCUUUCCGCCUCGAACCAAUAUUCCGACGCAGGGCUCCAAAGUUGCAUCAUAUACUGGAACACAUACAGUACACGUGAUUAUUACCGCUACAGCUAAGACCUUAUAGUCACCAAGAAGAAUGGCUUGUAAUCUGAGUUUAUCAGAUUCUGUAUCUUUGGAGCUGUACUUUAUUUGCUGAGUCAAAAAAAAAAGGAAAAGAAAAAACAGAUAUUCUUGUCAUUUUCAAGCUAGAGAUCGUCUGACAGUAGUGCAGUAAUGAUUUUCUAAUGACA